AUGGUCGAUGAUGCCGCGCCAGAGACCCUGCCAGGCCGAUCAAUCCCUUUCGGGAACGACCAGGAGGAUGGCAGAGGGGAUCCAGAGCCUUUGAACCGCGCCGAUGAUGCAGAAGCUAGAGGUUCUACAAGAAGGCGACGGCGGAAACAUCGAAAGAUCAAUCCCGGCCUGGCAAAGAAGUUCGACUUCUUGACCCAAUUACUGCGGAAUCUCGACUCCAUAGUAUACGCAGAGCUAUGCACAUUAUACUACAUGGAGUGCUCCAUCUUCCGCUUUGCAGUUCGCGUCUAUGGACAACACCACUGGCUUACACCCAAGCCUGACGACUACCCAUUGACUAUGGCGGCAGCCCGGUCACAAGUCAUAUCAGUGUUUGUCCCGAACUUGCUAUGUAUCUUGCUACAUAUAUUUGCAUCCCUACCUGUAGCUGGCGAAGCUGCGCGUGGCUAUCUUCACGGCGGCGUCAUCGUCGACUUCAUCGGGCAGAAACCACCAACCUCGAGGCUUGCUUUUCUAGCUCUCGACUGUAUAAUACUGGCUGUGCAAUGUCUCAUGCUGGCUGUCCAUGCCGAGCGAGAGAAGCUACGGCCUAUUGUAAGGCCAUUGCUUUUCCGCCUGCCCCCGGCACUAGAAGAGACGAUCGGCCUUUCAACCCAAGAUCACGACGCCGAAGAGCGGGGCGUUUUGAGAGAUGCACCUGGACUGGACAUGGAAGGCGCAGACAGUGUGGAGCUCCAGUCUCUGAGGCCUAACGGCGAAGCUGAACAUGCCCAGGAACCUUCACGAAGGAGAUCCUCAAGACGACGCUCGUCCUCGAAUGCAGCCAGUGGGAUGCAUUUAUUCGAUGUCUUCAGUUCAGGAAACGGCGAUUUGGGGGAGUUCCACAUAUCGCACACUAUUAGACACGCUACCACUGAUUACUGGGGAGCGGCAGGGCACUCGCUUCAAACCCUGGGUUAUACCGCGACAUUGACGAGACUGUCCGCAAUGAGGAGGAUACCACAGCUAGAACGCAACCAGAGGAAUCAGAGGUAG
This is a messenger RNA of Colletotrichum tamarilloi, 1035 nucleotides long. RefSeq lists its product as uncharacterized. Lineage: Eukaryota; Fungi; Ascomycota; Sordariomycetes; Glomerellales; Glomerellaceae. The coding region runs from base 1 to 1035 and encodes 344 amino acids. The transcript has 2 exons. Gene Ontology annotation, cellular component: endoplasmic reticulum; Dsc E3 ubiquitin ligase complex. Gene Ontology annotation, biological process: SREBP signaling pathway. The record is from RefSeq and is a predicted model, not a curated record.